Molecule: messenger RNA, 1792 nt
Organism: Pieris rapae (cabbage white)
Lineage: Eukaryota; Metazoa; Arthropoda; Insecta; Lepidoptera; Pieridae
Product: ceramide synthase 5
Exons: 9
Coding region: 203-1333 (376 amino acids)
Biological process (GO): ceramide biosynthetic process
Cellular component (GO): membrane
Molecular function (GO): sphingosine N-acyltransferase activity; DNA binding
Source: RefSeq, a predicted model, not a curated record
UAUAAAUAGUUAGUAUAUUAGUCGAUGUAAGGCUCGUAAUGCCGUUGCUUGUUUCUAAAUCGUCAGUUGGUAUUCUGUAUAUACUAAUUAUUUUUAUUUAGUGAUAUACAAUAAUUACUGAAAGCUUUUUUAAUUUAUUAUAUAUGUAACAGUGAAGUGUCAGUCGUUUAGUAAUUAAGUUAUUUUUCAAGUAGUAGUGAUAAUGUUGCGGUUUUUAUUAGAUAAAUUUUGGAAUGAAGAUGUUUGGCUGCCGCCAAAUACUUCUUGGGAAGAUAUUACUCCAGGGCCCGAUAAGGUUGUGGUUUAUAAUGACCACAGGCAUCUUCUGUACCCUAUACCUUUAGCUUUUGUGCUUAUCGCACUGCGGCACCUCAUAGAAAACUAUUGGUUUGCACCAUUUGGCAAAUCAUUAGGUAUUAAGAACACAAGAUCAAAAAAGGCUCCAAUUAUCCCUAAACUAGAAGCAGCAUAUCAGGAAUGUUCUAAAAUUAAACAUAAGCAGCAGUUUUUCAGCAGGGAACAGAUAUGUGCACUAGCGAAGCAGCUAGAUAUGACAGAGCGUCAGGUGGAGAGGUGGUGGCGUCUGCGAAGAAGUCAGGACAAACCAUCGACACUCGUCAAGUUUUGCGAAAAUGCGUGGAGGUGUACCUUCUACCUCUACAACUUUUCUUAUGGGGUCUUUAUCCUCUGGGAUAAGGAAUGGUUGUGGGAUAUAGAUCAGUGUUAUAUUGGAUAUCCACAUCAGGGUGUGACAAGCGAUAUCUGGUGGUACUAUAUGAUAUCGUCAGCGUUCUAUUGGUCGCUGACGUUCUCCCAGUUCUGGGACGUGCGUCGGAAAGAUUUCUGGCAGAUGUUUGUGCAUCACUUGGCCACUAUCGCUCUGCUCUCCUUCUCCUGGGUCUGCAACCUUCACCGUAUUGGCACGCUGGUCCUGCUAUUGCACGACUGUGCUGAUAUAUUUUUAGAGGCAGCUAAAGCAGCUAAAUAUGCAAACUAUCAAAAGUUUUGCGACGUCAUAUUUACGAUCUUCACCGUCCUCUGGAUUGUCACCAGGCUUGGUAUCUAUCCGUUCUACAUUAUUUGGAGUACAUCAAUCCGCGCUCCCAUGCUUCUACCGAUGUUUGCAGCGUACUAUAUCUUCAACUCUCUACUAUGCCUGUUGCUUUGUCUACAUAUGGUAUGGACUUGGCUGAUUCUGCAAGUUGCCUACAAAGCUAUCAAUGCUGGCAAGAUGGAAGGUGAUAUUCGCAGUUCCAGUUCAGACAUUAGCGAUAGUUCACAUCAAUCCAACCACAGCACGCCGAAUAGGGUGAAUAAUAAGAAAGACAAGUAAACUACAGGAUGUGCACAAAUACUUGUAACGAAUCUGUUGUUAUUGUUGUAUUACUUAUUUUAGGAUAUGGAUACAUUUUUUGCUUACUAACUUAUUGAAGAGGCUGCAAAUUUUUCUUUUGGUUAAGAUUAUAUUGUUUUUUAUGUAUAAGCUUAAUUUUUGCCGAACAAAUCGAGAUUAAUUAAUAAUUGCCAAAUAUUAUAUCAUAAGCAGCAUUUAUAUCUGGGACCAGAUACAAGUGAUACUUCUUUUUUAAGCGUAUUGGCAUUGCUUAAAUGGCAAUAUUUUAAGUGUUACAAAGAGUGAUUUCAAUUAUUCAUGGGCAUGCCUCAAAGGUUGAAAUGAUGAAAGAAACCAAAGAAACAGGCUAUGUAUAAAUGAUAAAAAGCAAAUUUAUGUAUUACUUAUUAUUUACGUUGUAAUAGUUUAAGGUGACUUAAAUUUAUUCAUUUGCUUUUU